This is a messenger RNA of Adineta ricciae, 633 nucleotides long. The record is from the annotation of a GenBank genome assembly. NCBI's taxonomy places the organism in Eukaryota, Metazoa, Rotifera, Eurotatoria, Adinetida, Adinetidae.
AUGCUUAUAUCGGGUGCUAUACAUUAUUCUCGUUCAACACCAGGCAUGUGGCCUUAUAUAAUGAAAAUGGCUAAAAAUCAAGGUCUUAAUACGAUUCAAACUUAUGUUUUUUGGAAUAUACACGAAUACAAACAAGGUGUACUUGACUUUAGUGGUCGUGCCAAUCUAAGUCGUUUUCUUGAAGAAGCUGCUACUACUGGUUUAUUUGUGAAUCUACGCAUAGGUCCGUAUAUAUGCGCUGAAUGGAAUUAUGGUGAAAUGCCAGUAUGGAUCAAUCAAAUACCAAAUAUAUCAAUUCGUUCAAAUAAUGAUCCAUGGAAAAAUAUAAUGCGUCGAUUCAUUUUGAAUCUGAUCGAUUAUAUAACACCUUAUCUUGCUAAAAAUGGUGGUCCUAUUAUCCUUGCUCAAAUUGAAAAUGAAUACGGUACGCCUGAUUUUGAUUAUGUGAAAUGGUGUGGUGAUUUAGUGAGAAAUGAACUUGCAUCAACAGAAAUUAUUUGGAUUAUGUGUAAUGGUUAUGCAGCGAAUUCGACAAUCGAAACAUGCAAUUCAUGCAACUGUUUAGAUGAUGGAUGGAUUGAUCGUCAUCCAUAUACUUAUCCUGGUCAACCGAUGUUAUUUACUGAGGAUUAA